Messenger RNA from Auanema sp. JU1783, 1359 nucleotides. NCBI's taxonomy places the organism in Eukaryota, Metazoa, Nematoda, Chromadorea, Rhabditida, Rhabditidae. The record is from the annotation of a GenBank genome assembly.
AUGGUUGACGUUGGUCUGCUGGUUCUCUCGGCCAGGAAUAUUUCACGGCUUUCCUCUCUGCUUUCAACUGCGAGGAAUUCUGUGAAAACCAAGUUAUAUGUAAGAGUACAAGGACCUUGUCUACACACCGUGUUACCUUCAAUAUAUUUACAAUCUUCGCAUGUAUGUCCAGAGCUUGAUGUACGAGUACUGUUGGGAAAAAAAUUGCCAGCGAAUGCCUUACUCAUAGGAGAAGAAGAACCGUCUGAUUAUGAUGUACCCAAGCCGUUAUAUAAGAAGGUUGUCAUUGGAGGUACCUUUGAUCGGUUACACAAUGGACAUAAAGUGCUUCUCUCUAAAGCCGCCCUCUUAGCUAGUGAGAGCAUCACUUGUGGGGUGACAUACAAGUCCAUGAUCAUAAAGAAACAGUUAUUUGAGCUGAUCGAACCUGUUGAAACUAGAAUGAUGGCAGUUAGAGACUUCGUAUCUGAUGUUUCCGAUGAUGUCGUCUGUCUUCCUGAACCUAUAGUGGACCCAUUCGGUCCAUCAAUUGUAGUUCCUGACUUGGAAGCUAUUAUAGUCAGCAAAGAAACCAUAAAAGGGGGAGAAGCAGUCAAUAAAAAACGACAGGAAAAAGGAAUGAGUUUUCUAGAAACAGUAGUGAUUGAUCUUCUUGAAGCUAAUGAUGAAGUUCUCAAUGAAACCAAAAUUAGCUCGUCUAGUAGAAGGAGAGAAGCUCUCGGAACUUUGCUCAAAAAACCAAACGUUCUUCCCAAGCAGAACAAGAAGCCAUACAUAGUGGGACUCACGGGGGGAAUCGCUUCAGGAAAAACUAAUAUAGCGAAAUAUCUCAAAAAAGAUGGAAUUGAGCUGAUAGAUUGCGAUAAGCUAGCACAUACAUGUUAUACCAGAAACAGCGAUCUUGUUUUCGAAAUUGAAAAAAAGUUCCCCGAUGUUGUGAAAGAUGGGGAGGUCGAUCGUAGGGCUUUAGGAAGAAUUGUUUUCGCUGAUAAAGAAAAGCUGCACUGCCUGAGUAGCCUCAUUUGGCCAAUAUUGAAAAAGAAAGUAGACGAAAUUGUGGCUAACUCUACUAGCGACAUAAUAGUGAUAGAAGCAGCAGCUAUCGUUGAAGCUGGUUGGGAUGAACAUAUGAAUGAGCUUUGGACCGUUUUUGUUUCUCCUGAUGAAGAAGUUGAACGAGUCAUCAGACGGGAUUCCUUAAGUAAAGAAGAGGCUGAAAACAGGGUCAACAGCCAAAUAUCAAACAUAGAACGUCUGUCUAAAAGUCAUGUAGCUUUUUGUUCUCUGUGGGCUUAUGAAGAAACGGAAAAGCAAGUGCAAAAAGCUAUACUGAGUUUGAAGACGAGAAUCGGUGUCUGA